This is a messenger RNA of Aureobasidium vineae, 1545 nucleotides long. Lineage: Eukaryota; Fungi; Ascomycota; Dothideomycetes; Dothideales; Saccotheciaceae. The record is from the annotation of a GenBank genome assembly.
AUGGCGGGUUUAUACCUUUCCAUGCUCGGCAUCGCCUUUGCCAUCGUCACUACCUUCUACUUUGCUCUAGACAGCAAGCAACGAGCUUUGCUUUUGAGCAGAUCCGGCCUCGACAGGCAACACAGACUACCAUGGGCACCUCAAACAUCUCCAUCUCCAACAAGACAACCGUCCGAGAAAUCAACUCUUCCCACCGGCCAACAGUACAAAGACACNUUUCCUCCUUGCAGACGUCCCGCCCUGGCCGAGCUCACGGACACCCGCUUCAGCGUGGGUGGAAAGUCUGGAAAGGGCUUGAGCGAGCUUCCUCACAAUACCGAAAAGAGCCUCCCAGACAAUGUCAACGUGCUGGCUCCACAAUACAAGAAACGCUUUACGCCCACUGGCUUUACGGUCGAGGAAAUCAAAGCUCUGGGCAAUUUCCCGGAUUAUGCUGCUCUGAGUGGUGUGCCUCUGCCUGCAGCUUACACAGACUUUGACAUCAAGACUGCUUUGGCGAGACCUUAUCGCCCCUUUCGCUGGCCAUACCAUCAAACAAUGUGUAAGACUACACCAAACACGCUCCUGACUUUACACAAUGUACUCAUCAUAUCUCUCUCCUUUCACAGCNNAUACAAGAAACUAGAACCAGACUACUGGCUCGAACUCGAUAAACACUACGCCACACGCAUAAAGCAGCGUCAAGACCUCUUCGCCACCCACAGCACCUCCAUCCUGCAAUCCCUCCCCGGCACCGAGCUCGCCACAAAAGAACUCCUAGAAAUGGUGCUCCAGUUCCUGUGCUCGCGCUACCCUGCCCACUUUACCCUAAACCCUCGCACCUUGAUAUUUACCAACAAACUCCUUGGCACAGAGACAAACCUCAGGGAAAUCGAUGCUAUGGAGUGUUUGUUGAAUAAUGUGCCAGAGGACUUUGCAAUCGUGCUCAGGGAUCCCGAGACUGGGAGUUAUAGCUUUAGGGCUGGUGUGAUUUGUAGCGCCCUAGGCUGGAGUAUAUCCACAAAACUCGGCAAAGAGUUGAAGGAUAUACACGCAGAGAUUCCAGACUACAAGGAAAAGAUGGAGGUUUCGAUGGACAGGUUCUUCGCCAAACUUCCCACAGACAAACCCAUCCAACGCGGUUCCUGGAGCCUCGAAGUCGACGAACCACUCUUCGCACCUACCCUCUCUAGCCCUUCUGCUCAAAACACUCCAUCCCUCUCCCACUGCAAUCUACGUGUGGAUUGGCAAACCCUGCGUCGUCUNCCCCUCUCCGGCGCCAUAGUAUUCAACUAUAAAUGCUUGUUUACUCCCAUCACUUCCUUAGCCACCGAACCUUGCAUCCCAGGCUUACUUGUUAAAGUCCUCAGCGAUGGCAAGAGGGAACUAAUGGAGUACAAAGGUGCAGACAGCAUCAAACAAGUUGCGCUUCCAGCACUGCAGGAAAUGGAUACGCAGCAAAGGCAACAAGACAUGGCGGAUAAGAAGUGGGAGCCGAGUACAUUGGACGAAUACCCUUGGUUUCCUGGGUGGGAGGACAAGUGGCGCGAGGAGCAGGGGUUUUAA